AUGCGUCGGCGGCGAGGACUCGAGACGUGGGCCAGCAGGCAGCGUAGAGAGGCUCGGAUGCAGGGCCCAGCUGUCAGGGCCGUGGGGUGCGUCGCGUGCGACCAGCAACUGCCGUUUCGCUCUCUGGCAGCCCGUCUACGGGGCAGUGAGGUCGUCGUCGAGUUUGGCACGUACAGCAAGCGACAGCCUGAGCUACACAGCCCUGGAGGGGACAGAGGGUUCAUCGCUGACGGCCAUGCAUCACUUACCCACAAUUCUCCCUGUAAUCGCAGCGUCAACAAGGGCAGCGCGGGAAACAAAGACGCACACAAGGCUGCCGUGGCCGUGAUGUCUGCGGUCUGCUGCGUAGGGCUUGCGCACACCAAUUCGAUAGCGGGCUUGUCUCUGGCGUUAGUCGCCCGUUGUGAGGAGACAGCGCAGGGUGCUUGGAUAGGUUCGAGGGGGCUGCGUCACGAGGGGGCCGAGAGUGAGUUCCUUGAGGAGUCACCCAGCGCACGCAGACGAUACAGUGCACGCCACGUUGGGCGGAGAUUGAUCUCGUCUCAAUCUCAGCCAACUCUCAGCGCAUACCCAAACUGCGACCUGCAAAGGGAAGGGGAGGGCGGCGGCGGCAACGAUUUGCGGCGGCUGUACCUGAGCCCAUGA
Messenger RNA from Didymella exigua CBS 183.55, 645 nucleotides. RefSeq lists its product as uncharacterized. Bases 1 to 645 code for a protein of 214 amino acids. The transcript is spliced from 3 exons. The record is from RefSeq and is a predicted model, not a curated record. Lineage: Eukaryota; Fungi; Ascomycota; Dothideomycetes; Pleosporales; Didymellaceae.